AGGAACACCUUCUGCCCACACGGCGCCGCGGCUCACCCACGGCGACCAGCGCGGCUCACCGGUGGCUGGUCGCCGUAGACCGCCCCAGCCCCCGCCACCGCGCCCUCCACCCUCGACGCGGCUCGCCCACGAGGACCAGCGCGGCUGCUCCCCCCUCAUCGACCACGGCCGCCGCGACGACCAGAUGGGAGAAGCUCCAUGCCGGCGUGGUGGUGCGCCACCGAGCCACCCCCCACACGCCCUGCACCUUGAAUCUAGCCGAGGGAGCUGCGUCUCCAGCCAAGACUACCACUGAUCGAUUCACCUCCGGCGAGAAGCCAGGAAGCAGCAGGGGAGCACCACCCACCACGCAGCAGCAGCAGCUCCUUCAUCCAUGGCGCGGAAUUGAAUUUCCAUUUCUGACUAGGCUUUCCAUAAACCACCAUUCCCAUUGUUUGUUUGGUUCUAGGGAUUAGUCGGGCUGAAUUUCAAUAAGCCAGUACUCCAAUUUCAAAUGUACCUUUCUCUUACAUAGCAUUGUUUCUACUGAUGGCAUGUAACAGGUCACCUAAAAUUGGACCCCCAACUUCAUCUGUUAGGGUACCUAGGAAUUUCUACCCACUAGUCAAGACUACAAGUGCAGUAAGUCCAACUUCAUCUGCUAGGGUACCUAAGAAUUUUCCUCCAGGAGUAAAGACUACAGGUGAAGUAAGAACUACAAGAAAGGACCAUGGUUUGCACAAGUGAGUGGUAUUUUGCAAGAGGGCUCAGAUGUCGGCUAUUAUGUUGGGGGAAAGGAUUACUUCUUGCCGUUUAUUUACACACCUUCUCUUAUCGGGCAUUACAAAUAUUGUUGUUGUUAAUACUGUUGUCGACUAACAUUCUAGAGGUUGCUACAUAAAGGAACUUGGAAUCAAUUAUCAUUGCUGCAAUACAGUGAUAAAAUUGCUAUCACUCCCGUUAGAUACAUACUAAUAAAACAACUCAAUCAACUAGUCAGCCUGGAACCUUAGUCUACUGAACCUGACCAAGAAUUUUGUUAUGCUGUGCGAACAGGUUAGUCCUUCACAGUUCGAAGGUCAUGCUAUCCGAGCUGCUCGAAGCAAACAUUUGGGGGGGGGGGGGGGGGGAAUGUGACAUUGGAUGCCUGAAGGAACAUGGAUGUGCUGCGCCGUGUUGCGUGUGGGGUAGGAUGCAGCAAGAUGGUGGUUCCUGUGAUCCUCUUCCGUGUCAUGGGCAGUGAAGCCGGCGGGCUACCCUUGGUCGCCAUGAGCAGGGAUAACCAAGGCUUGGUUGCAAUAAAGAUCCUCAACCCGGGAUGGCAAGGGAGCAGAGAGUUCUGCACAGAAGUUAUGGUGUUGAGCAAGAUGAAUCACCCGAAUCUUGUCAAGCUUGUUGGCUUCUGCGCUGAUGAUGAUCGGAGGCUUUUAGUGUAUGAAUUCAUGCCUCUGGGUUCCCUGGAAACUCACCUUUUCGAUCUUCCCCCUGAUAAGAAGCCUCUUGACUGGAAUACAAGGAUGAAGAUACUUGCUGGGGCAGCUCAAGGCCUGAAGCAUUUGCAUGUUAACUGCAACCCUCCUGUCAUAAACUGUGGAGUGAAAUGCGCGAAUAUUUUGCUUGGCGAGGGAUAUCAUCCAAAACUUUCAGAUUUUUUUGUUCCAAGCAGAGUGGUGGGUACACCUGGGUAUUGUGCGCCAGAGUAUCUUGAGAGCGGUCAGUUGACUACCAAGUCAGAUGUUUACAGCUUUGGUGUUGUUAUACUGGAGGUUAUCACAGGAAGAAAGGCUUACCCUUAUUCAAUGGGUCAGAAUCGAAUGGGAGCUGAGCUUACUCUUGUUCAAUGGGCCGCCAACUUGAUCGCCAGAAAGGAUUUUGGAACGUUGGUAGAUCAAAUGCUUACAAAUCAAUACAGCAUCACAGAAUUGUGCAGGGCCCUCACCAUUGCUCGCAUGUGCCUCAAAAGAACUGCCAGCGAGAGACCUGAGAUGGUGGAUGUAGCUGCCGCACUCGCCUACAUCUCGACUUAAUGAAGAACGCGCUCAGCAGCUCAAGAUUCACCAGCCCGGGAAAGAUGUAAUAGAUACUUGUUAAUCUUAGCUUCCUCCUCUUGCUGACAUGCUGCUGCUGUAGCGUGUAGAUGUGAUAUGCUGCCGUAUAUUGACAUGCCUACUCUGCCUUAAAGUGUUCAAUGUUUUGUGUA
This is a messenger RNA of Hordeum vulgare subsp. vulgare (domesticated barley), 2179 nucleotides long. Its product is annotated as receptor-like cytoplasmic kinase 185. Gene Ontology annotation, molecular function: ATP binding; protein kinase activity. The record is from RefSeq and is a predicted model, not a curated record. NCBI's taxonomy places the organism in Eukaryota, Viridiplantae, Streptophyta, Magnoliopsida, Poales, Poaceae. The coding region runs from base 1137 to 2006 and encodes 289 amino acids. Gene Ontology annotation, biological process: protein phosphorylation. The transcript has 8 exons.